Messenger RNA from Phytophthora sojae, 1542 nucleotides. RefSeq lists its product as hypothetical. NCBI's taxonomy places the organism in Eukaryota, Oomycota, Peronosporomycetes, Peronosporales, Peronosporaceae. Bases 1 to 1542 code for a protein of 513 amino acids. Gene Ontology annotation, molecular function: heme binding; catalase activity. The transcript has a single exon. Gene Ontology annotation, cellular component: cytoplasm; mitochondrion; peroxisome. The record is from RefSeq and is a predicted model, not a curated record. Gene Ontology annotation, biological process: hydrogen peroxide catabolic process; response to hydrogen peroxide.
AUGCCGCCUCCAAUGAUAUGCACGACGAGUAAUGGGGCCCCGAUGCCUCGCUUCGGGCUGACAGCGUCUGCGACUGCCGGGUCGACGGGGCCAAUUCUGCUUCAGGACUUCGAGUUCAUCGAUCAUCUUUCGCAUUUCGAUCGCGAGCGUGUGCCGGAGCGCGUUGUGCACGCCAAAGGAGGCGGGGCUUUUGGCUACUUCGAGAUGACGCACCCGGAGAUCACCGAGUACACGUGCGCCAAGAUGUUUUCGGAAGUGGGCAAGCGCACUCCUGUGGCUGUGAGAUUUUCGAUCGUCACCGGGGAGUCGGGCAGCGCCGACACGAUGCGGGACCCACGCGGUUUCGCCAUCAAGUUCUACACCGAAGAGGGCAAUUGGGACCUGGUCUGCAACAACACGCCUAUCUUCUUCAUCCGGGACCCGAUCCUGUUCCCAAGCUUCAUCCACUCGCAGAAGCGCCUGCCAGCUUCGCACCUCAAGGACGCCAACAUGGUCUGGGAUUUCUUCUCGCUGCGUCCGGAGUCGCUACACCAGCAGACGUUCCUCUUCUCGGACCGCGGCAUCCCGGACGGCUACCGGUUCAUGAACGGCUAUGGCAGCAACACGUUCGCCAAUGUGGACGCGGAGGGCAAGAUCACGUACGUCAAGUACCAUUUCAAGACGGACCAAGGCAUCCGCAACAUGCCCGUGGACGAAGCCGCGUUCCUCGCUGGAGCCGACCCGGACUACGCCAACCGCGACCUGUUCGAAGCCAUUGAAGGCGGCGAGUACCCGACCUGGACGCUGUACAUCCAGACCAUGACGCCCGAGCAGGCUAAGAAGAACAAGUUCCUCGCCUUCGACGUGACCAAAGUGUGGCCACACGCCGACUUCCCGCUGAAAGAGGUUGGGCGUCUGGUACUCAACAAGAACCCGCGCAACUACUUCGCCGAGAUCGAGCAGCUCGCCUUCGCGCCCUCGCACAUGGUGCCGGGUAUCGCGCCGUCGCCCGAUAAAAUGCUGCAAGGAAGACUGUUCUCGUACCCGGACACGCUGCGCCACCGACUGGGCAAGAACUACCAGCAGAUUCCAGUCAACCGUCCGUUGAACGAGCCCCAGACAUACCAGCGUGAUGGUCCUUUUGCUGUGAACGGAAACAUGGGCGAUACGCCAAACUACUUCCCGAACAGCAUGGGGGGACCGCAGGAGGUUGAGUCGCUGCGCUACACCACGUACGACGGGGAGCACACGGUUGUGGACAAGUACUCGUCGGCGUUCGAUGACAACUUGACUCAAGUGCGCGUGUUCUACCGCAAGGUGCUGGAUGAAGAUGCCCGCGAGAGACUCACGGACAACAUCGCCACCUCGCUCGUGAACGCGUCCAAGCCCGUGCAGGAGCGCACGCUCAAGAAUUUCAAGGACGUGGACGAGCACUACGCGCGCCGCGUGAAGGAGAAGAUGGACCAGAUGCUGACGGCCAAGGAGUCUGUGGCCCAGUCCAAGAAGCACAUUACGGCGCCGCUCAACCCGCCACGCAAGGGGUUCACGCCCGUGGCUCCGUAA